Molecule: messenger RNA, 1594 nt
Organism: Leptinotarsa decemlineata (Colorado potato beetle)
Lineage: Eukaryota; Metazoa; Arthropoda; Insecta; Coleoptera; Chrysomelidae
Product: membrane steroid binding protein
Cellular component (GO): membrane; endoplasmic reticulum; endomembrane system
Source: RefSeq, a predicted model, not a curated record
UUGUCAAUAUGUUUGGAACGUCGAACGAAUCAAGAAGCACAUCAUUUUAGCUUAGCAUUAUUUUACACUAAGAUCUUCAACAUGGCAGAGUCAACAGUAGAGUCGGGUUUUUUAACAUUCUUUAGUAAUUUGCUACAAGAAAUAUUCACCAGUCCUAUUAAUUUCACUCUCGUGUGUCUCAUAGUGUUUUUAGUGUAUAAAAUAUUCAAAAGUCGGCAAAAUGAUAAUGAAAUUCCGGCACCAACACCCCAGUUACCAAAAAUGAAGAAGAGGGACUUUACUGUUGAAGAACUCAAAAAGUACGAUGGUACGCAAGAGGAUGGGAGAGUUUUGGUAGCGGUAAAUGGAAACGUAUAUGACGUUACCAGAGGAAAGAGGUUCUAUGGCCCAGGUGGUCCAUAUGCUGCUUUUGGAGGAAGGGAUGCUUCUAGAGGAUUAGCAACAUUUAAUGUAACUGCAUCUGGUGAAGGUUAUGAUGACCUAAGCGAUCUAAGUACUGUGGAAAUGGAUUCAGUUAAAGAAUGGGAAUCACAGUUCAAAGAAAAAUAUGAUUUCAUUGGAAGACUACUUAAACCUGAUGAACAACCUACCAAUUAUUCAGAUGAAGAAGAUGAACCAUCAGCUGCUGGUGAUAAAUCCAAAGACGAUUGAAAUAAAUCGUUUGUAAAAAAAUUACUUUCAAGAUAAAAGGCUGAAGCGGGAUUUAAUAAUCCGUUGUUAAUAAAUUCGGCAUGAUGUCAUCAUGUUCUACUAACACUGUUCGACUAAUAUAAUAAAUUUCGGUUAAUGGCAACAACACACGUUUUUUAAAUACUUUUUUCUCACUAAAAUUGGCGUUUGAAGCAUUUUAUAUGAUGAAAAAUGUCAGUUUUUUUUUGAGGAUUGAGAUGAUGAUUUUUUUAGUUUAAUUUGAUGACAUCUUUCCACUAAAAAAUGCACUUGAUUUCUUAUACAUGUGAAAAUAACGUUGACAGUUUCUUACGUUUAUUCUUACGUUUACGAUACAUUAAGAAUAUAUAUUGAGAAAUUUUUUAAGUUCUUCCAUACUUCCUAAGAAUGACGAUAUCAGGAAUCGAACUGCAAAUGUUAUGAAACGAAAUACUUUCGUUUAAAUGUUGUUUAACAGCUACAUGUUUAUCGAUUAUAUGAUUUUAUUACUUGCUUGUAACAUUCUUCAACUACUUAUGAUUACAAGUUGUAAUUUUUAUCUCACCAGCUUAAUAAAUUAUGAACUUUUGAUGCCAGUACCAUUGAAAAGCAUUUUUCAUCUAAUUUUUUUUCGCACGUCUCGCAAAUAUAGUUUCACUAUUUUAACAUUUGUUCAUGUCAAUUUCUGUAUCAGGAUUAUUUUCUGUGAAUUAUAUAAAAAAGUGAGAUUUAAGAAUUUUAAAUGAACAGCCUGUUGGGUUUUAAGAUAUUUUAUAUUUUUUUAGUGUUUUUCUUAAAUUUCUGUGAUACAUCUAGAGAGACAUAUUUCAGACUUACUUGCAUAAAAAUUCCAAAUUAUGAAUUUUUCAUGAUUAGUUUAUACUUAGAAUUGGGUGUGGUUCUAUACUCUGGUGUAUUUGUAUAAUUAUAUUUUUUGUGAAAAUUG